Molecule: messenger RNA, 861 nt
Organism: Cladophialophora yegresii CBS 114405
Lineage: Eukaryota; Fungi; Ascomycota; Eurotiomycetes; Chaetothyriales; Herpotrichiellaceae
Exons: 1
Coding region: 1-861 (286 amino acids)
Molecular function (GO): protein binding
Source: RefSeq, a predicted model, not a curated record
AUGGCAGGCUCGACAGGCUUUGCUCCUUGGUCGCCACCAGUUGUCCCACUCGGGACAGAAAUCGUGACGGUGAUCGUGGGUCCUGAAGAACACAGGUUCGGCGUCCAUAAAGACUUGAUCUGCGCGUCGUCGAAGUUCUUUAACAGCGCCUUCAACGGGGGUUACAAGGAGACCACUUCGGGAGAAAUCGAGCUUCACGGCUUGGAUGCAAAGCUCUUUGGCUUUUUCUAUCGGUGGCUGUACUCCCCUGUGCGGAGAGUGGGCGAGGUAACCUAUCAGCGAGCACAAGACGUUCAAGUCCAACCCGAUGAACUACUCCUCCAUAUCUACCGUCUCGCAGAAUACCUUAUUGUGCCCGGCCUCCAACUCCUGGCUAUCGAGCAACUCAAAGAGACGUUCUCCGCAUGUGAACCCACGAUCCCAAGCCGUGAGUUUAUUUAUCUCGUUUUUGAAGAUGAUCAACAAAAAUUCAUGCAAUCCUACCUGGUCAAGCACAUUGUCUUUUGGAUAUCGAAAUCGGAAGACAAGGACGCCUGGGUCGAGCUCUUCGCAGUUCAUCAAAAGAUGGCGAUGGGAAUGGCUGUUGAAUUUGCAACACUGGAGACUACACACGUCGAUGCCCUCAAAGUCGUCCAUCCUUCAAAAAUACCUGACUUCGAAUCCCAUUUAUUCCUGGAUCUCCCAGCCCUACAAGCUGAAGCUCGCGGAAACGAUGUUGUGUCGGUGGAAUUUCCAGGUGGAAAAGUUUUGGGCAAGUCCCUACUGAUCGCUGAAGGCGUACACUCACUAACAUUGGCCAGCCCGGGCGAAGAUCCUCGACCGUUUCAGACACCUCCUGCACGGCCCAGGAUCGCCUGCUAG